GACGUGUCGCUGGAUGAAUUGAUCAGGAAGCGAGGCUCGGGGAUGUACAGCAGAAUGAACAGUCGUGCAGGCACAGGAAGUAACAUGAGGUCCCGGUUACAGCUUCCUGUCUCCAAUCGUCCAGUUGCUACCAGCUUCCAGAGGACUUUUGAUGCCCGCCAGAAGAUUGGGGUGACAGAUGCCCGAAUGAAGUUAGGUGUGAAGGAUGCACGGGAGAAGCUGGUGUCCAAAGAUGCUCGAUUCCGCAUCACAGGCAAAGUGCAGGAUGCACGGGAGAUGCUGAAUUCAAGGAAACAGCAGGGGGGAGAAAACUCCAAAGUGAUGGAUGCUCGACAGAAGCUCAGUCUAAAGAGGAGUGCCCCUUCUUUGGCUCCAGCAGUGACAUCUAGUUCUUCAACCAUAAACCUUACAAAGACCAUACAGAUUCCACAGCAAAAGGUCAAUAACUCACACUUAACACAGUCUUUAAAAGGAAUGCGAAUAAAUGUAGUAAAUAACAAGCCAACCAAACAGGCACACAUAUCACUAUCCCACCAGCUUCCUUCACGGCUGGAAGACGAAGAUGAAGAAGAUGAAGAUUUGGAACUUUCCUCUAUCCCAGCUAAGCAGAUGAAAAUGACAGCCACAAACACAUUGCAAAAACGGGCUCUACCGAUAACAAAGGUUGUCCAGAAUGACACUUACACAGCACCUGUUGUCCCACAGACUGCUUCACCUACAGCCCCUUUACUCCGCACAAAGACUUUGACCAACAUGUCUCGUACACUUGUAACCAAGGAGGAUACCGCUCCACUGCAGUUGGCAUCUACAGAGCCGGUCCUCAGCCCACUAGAAGGUACUAAAAUGACAGUAAACAAUUUACAUCCCCGUGUCACAGAAGAAGAUAUUGUGGAGUUGUUCUGUGUCUGUGGAGCUUUAAAGCGAGCCAGACUGCUUAGUCCUGGUGAGGCAGAAGUUGUUUUUGUGAGGAAGGACGAUGCAGUUGGUGCUUAUAAAAAGUACAACAACAGAUACCUGGAUGGGCAACCCAUGAAAUGCAAUCUUCAUGUGAAUGGCAGUGUCAUAACAUCAGACCAACCUAUUCUACUACGACUCAGUGACACACCAUCUGCAAUGAAAAAAGCAGAGAUUCGAAGAUCAAACACAUUGUCUUCAUCGAGUGCACCCAACCCACCUGCUGAAGUUGACCCCGACACCAUUUUAAAAGCCUUGUUUAAAUCUUCGGGCUCUUCAGCAGUUGUUCAGCCAACCGCAUUUAAGAUCAAACUCUGAUGAGGCCAGCAUGAACUAAAGAGGGGGAAUGCUGGAGGGAAUCAAAGAUGGCUCUCGGUGUGACCAAUUUUAAGAUUUACCCAGAGAGACAAGACUUUUGUUUCAGAGAGAUUUUGUUCGAACUGCUCAUCAGUGGAUUAGGGAUUUUCAGACUGCUGCUCUGUUACCCUAUCCUUUGUAGCGGCAGAAUUACAGUUUCACUUUCCUUUUUGUUGAGCUGUUCCUGCAGUCCACAUGCUGGUUUCUCUCCCAGGAUGAAGUUCCUGUACAGUUUCUUGCCAUGCUGUUUAUUCUUAUUAGGGAUGCACCUAAUCUACUAAUUUGGAUUCGGCCGAACCCCCAAAUCCUUCGUGAAAGAUUUGGCCUAAUACCGAAUCCUAAUUUGCAUAUGCAAAUUAGGGAUGGGAAUGGGAAAACAUUUUUUACUUCCUUGUUUUCUGACAAAAAGUCACGCGAUGUCCCUCCCCAUCCCUAAUUUGCAUAUGCCGAUUCGGGUUUGGCUGGGCAGAAGGAUUCGGCCGAAUCCUGCUGAAAAAGACCGAAUCCCGAACCGAAUCCUGUAUUCGGUGCAUCCCUAAUUCUUAUUUUCAAUAUCAUUGUUUAUACAUAACUUUUUGUGUUUUAUUUCGUUACUUUUUGGCUCUGGAAUAAAUAACUGACUGACAUGAAAUGUGCAGCCCCCAAAAAACUAGAAGGGAGCUUCACCUUAACACAUGCAGUUUUAAUUUAUUGCUUAAGAUGGCACUGUUCAUUUUCUCACAUCCAGAUGAGUAGCAAAAAUAUGUCCUUAAAUUGGACAUCCGUAUUCUUUAGAUAUAUUAGGUUAAUAUUUGUUCAAAGUAUGAUCUCUGGAACACUAUCCAGCUGAAAAUUUUGAACCGAUUCACACGUGAUUAUAAUAGCAAUAUUUGGUCAUUAUAAUAUCAGCACAGAUGACUUCCCAAUCAAUAACCUAACAGGCUAUUUUUCUGCUAAACCAUAGAUCUGUUUUAGAUAAAUCUGCCUGGUGGUAUUUUUUUCCACUUCCUUGUUAUCCAGGAUUGGAUUAUAAUAGCAUAGCCAGUGCAGUUGCUUAGAAACGGGUUAAGAUGCAUGCAGCACAAGUGCAGCUGUUCUUGUAAAAAAGCAUUUCCAUUAUGUAAAAUCUGCAAUCAAAUUUGUUUUUGUUUUUUUUUGGGUGCAAAUUUACUCUGACCUCUUACACAUUUAUUUGCAAGGAUAUUGAGAAAUUGGCUCUGUCUGUGACUUUAAUGGUUAACUGUUGUAUUUCAUACUAAGGCAGUACGUGAUUUUCAUGGCAAUAAAAGGCUUUGAUUAA
This is a messenger RNA of Xenopus laevis (African clawed frog), 2590 nucleotides long. RefSeq names its product polymerase (DNA-directed), delta interacting protein 3 S homeolog (gene poldip3.S). Gene Ontology annotation, molecular function: nucleic acid binding; mRNA binding; RNA binding. Gene Ontology annotation, cellular component: nucleus; nuclear speck. Gene Ontology annotation, biological process: poly(A)+ mRNA export from nucleus; mRNA export from nucleus. NCBI's taxonomy places the organism in Eukaryota, Metazoa, Chordata, Amphibia, Anura, Pipidae. The record is from RefSeq and is marked provisional.